Syngnathus typhle (broad-nosed pipefish) is the source of this 4246-nucleotide messenger RNA. Its product is annotated as huntingtin-interacting protein 1-related protein-like. The coding region runs from base 287 to 4096 and encodes 1269 amino acids. Lineage: Eukaryota; Metazoa; Chordata; Actinopteri; Syngnathiformes; Syngnathidae. The transcript is spliced from 33 exons. Gene Ontology annotation, biological process: actin filament organization; endocytosis; clathrin coat assembly. The record is from RefSeq and is a predicted model, not a curated record. Gene Ontology annotation, cellular component: actin cortical patch; clathrin-coated vesicle. Gene Ontology annotation, molecular function: phosphatidylinositol-3,5-bisphosphate binding; actin filament binding; phosphatidylinositol-3,4-bisphosphate binding.
UUCCUUGUUUUGGCAUACCAGUUUCGCUGCCUUCACUUCAUUUCCCCGAGGUCUGGCCAGUGACACUGUCACAUUUUUAUAAUUUUACUUUUUAUCUAUUUAUUAAUUUUUACAUUUGAGAGAAGAUCUCUGCUGGUUUUUUUUCAGUUUAAAGGGAUUUUUAAAUUAAGAGUUUAUCCAUAAUUUUGUCCUGGAAGAGUCGAUCGGAUUAAAGGCCAUUUAAUGGACUAAUUUUUUGGUCGUCUUGGUUGGACGUGCUUCGAUUUUGCUUCACAGGAGAGACAAGAUGAGCAAAACCAAGAACAAAAGCGAGAACAAGACGGAAAAGGCCUUGGCGGCGGAGAAGGAGCAGUUUGGAAAACAACAGCUGCAAUACAUCAGCAAGUGUCUGACCCCGGCCGAAGCACCGGCUAAAUCGAAAUAUGUGCGCAAUAUCCUCCUGGGGAGUCACAAGGAAGGUGGAGCGGCCACCAUGUGGUCGUACAUCCUCAACCUGCCGCUGUCCAGCAACGCCAUCAUCAGCUGGAAGUUCUGCUACUUGCUGCACAAAGUUCUCAGGGACGGACAUCGCAACGCUGUGAGAGACUCGCAUAAAUACUGCCGUAAUGUGAAGGACAUGGGCGCCUUGUGGGGCAACCUGCACGAUCGCUACGGCCACAUCGUGGCCUUGUCGGCGAAAUUCCUCUGCCUCAAAAUGGAGUUUCACAACCAGCACAAAGUCAUUCCGGGAAACUUGGAGGCAUCCGACGAGACUUUGGAGCGAGAAGCCGGAACCGAGAUGAAUAGAGUGAUGGACAUGACUCAGGAAUUGUUGGAAUACUUGGACGCUGGGCUCAAGAUGGCCGACACUGUUUUCCGUCAGAUGGAGACCAACGGAGCCAAGCCCAACACGCCGGCGGGACAGUGCCGCCUCAUGCCUAUGAUACCGCUCAUCCCCGACUGCAGCUUCCUGUACCACUUCUGCGUCUGUCUGCUCUUCAAACUCCACAGCCGCAUCGCAGCAGAUGUUCUUCUCGGCCACAGAGAGAGAUUCCGGGAACUAUUUAACAGCCUCAAGCAGUUCUUCAACAAAGCCAGAGAGAUUGAGUUCUUCAAAACCUACAUCCAGAUCCCAGAACUCCCAGAUGCUCCUCCCAACUUCCUGCGUGCGGCCGCCUUGGCCGAGUACAAGAGGCCGGUGGUGGUGAUUCAAAACCAGGACCGCUUUGAUGACGAUGAUACUGAGUCACAAGCCGAUUCCCAGCAGUAUUACCUGCUGAAUCAGAUGGGAAUGCCUGAUGCUGACCAAAGGGAUCACAACAAUGAAAAUGCGAGCCUGAAGAGAGAACUGGAUGUCCUAAAACCAGAACUUGAACUCAUCAAAUCUGAGGCCCAGCGGUGUGUAACGGAGCUCCGAGCUCAAGUCAACCACCUUGAGGCGGAGGUGGGGGAGCAGCGCACCCACAGGCAAAUGGCGCAUGCAGAAAACGAACACCUCCGCAAGGAGGUGGAGGCGCUACGCCAUGCCAAUGUGGCUAACGUAGGCGCUCAGAUCGGAUUCAAAGAGGCCGACAGUCGUGCGCAGGCGGCUGAAAUUCGAUUCACUCAACUCAAAGAGAAACAUGCCGAACUGGUCACCAGUCACGCUGACCUCAUGAAGAAGAACGCGGACACGACCAAAUAUCUGGCCCACUCCAAACAAGACCAGGAGGAUAUGCUGAGGACCAAACAGAGGCUGGAGAGCGAGCUGGAGAACCUUCGUCGGGAGAAGGCCAACUUGAUGCACCAGCAGCAGAAUAAUGCAGACCACCUGAAUAAAGAACUCUUGGAGCAAAGAGCCGAGUUAGCGCUCCUUCACAGCACCCUGGCGAGCAAAGAAAUGGAAGGCUCCCAGGCCAGCAGCAGCCUGGCGGCUCUUCAGGCAGAGCGUGACGCCCUGUUACGCUCGGCCCAGCAACGCGACGUGGACUUGUCAUCAAUGAGGCAGCAGCAGACCACUGGUGACCUUGAGAGGGAUCGCCUGAGUCGCGAGCUGGAGGCGCUCAGGGCUCAGCUGCAGCAGCAGCUCAACAUCAACGCCCAGCAAAAAUUGGAGAUUGACAGACUGCGUCGGGAGUUGGACACCACCCGGGCCGAGCUGGCGCGGGUCAACAACAGCUUGCAGAGCAAAGAGCUGAGCGGCUCGCAGCUGAGCAGCACCUUGGCGGGCCUGCAGGCGGAGAAGGAGACGUUGCUGCGCUCGGUGCGGGAAAAAGAGGCCGAGGUGAACUCGCUCCGGCAGCAGGCGCAGCUACAGCAGAGCUCCCUGGAGCAGGAACGCCAGCGCAGCAACAUGGAACUGGGAACCCUGCACGCCCAGCUGCAGCAGCAGGCCAAUCGUGAAGGCGAGCUGGCUCACAAGCUGCAGGAGGAGCAGUUCUGCCUGCUCCAGUGCGCCGUGGUGGAGGCGGAAGGCAUCAUCCUGGACGCCAUGGCCAAGCUGGACGACCCCAUCCACGUCCGCUGCAUCUGCUCGCCCGAUUAUUUGGUGAAUCGGGCCGAGACCACUUUGGUGUCGGUGGACAAAAUGCAGCAGAGUCACGUGAUCUAUCUGGCAAACAGGAAUGACGCCAGCGGCUUGCUUCGGGCGGUCACUCAAUUCUCCCACUUGGCCGCCGACACCAUCGUGAACGGCGGCGCCACGUCGAACUCGGCCCCCACCGACCAGGCCGACCGUCUGACUGACAGCUGUCGGGACUGUGCCAAUAACUGCCUUCAGUUCCUGAAGGACUUGAAACUGCAGGCCAGCUUGCCGAGAGCCGACUCCACCGCCAUACGCUACGCCAUCCAGCGCAUCCUCGCCCUGGGACAGGAGCUGCGUCCCAAGGGGCAGGAUGUCCUCAAGGAGGAGCUGGGAAACAUGGUGGACAAGGAGAUGCUCGCCACCUCCACCGCCAUCGAGGAAGCCGUGCUGCGUAUGGACGAGAUUUUGUCCCAAGCCAGAAAAGACACAAGUGGCCUGAAGCUGGAAGUCAACCAGAGCAUCCUGGGCUCCUGCUCCGACCUCAUGAAGGCUGUUCACAUGCUGGUGACGGCCUCGACAGAUCUCCAGAAGGACAUUGUGGAAGGAGGGAGGGGAGCCGCUUCCGUCCCCGAAUUCUACGCCAAAAACUCACGCUGGACCGAAGGUCUGAUCUCGGCCUCCAAAGCAGUGGGCUGGGGCGCCACGCAGCUGCUAGAGUCUGCCGACCGCGUCGUGGGGGACAACGGAACGUACGAGGAGCUCAUCGCGUGCUCCCACGAGAUCGCUGCCAGCACUGCCCAGCUGGUGGCCGCCUCCAAGGUGAAGGCGGAGCGCGGCAAUAGGAAGCUGUCCACACUGCAGCAGGCUUCGCGCCACGUCAACGACAUGGCCGCCGUGGUGGUCACCUCCACUAAGCACGGACAGCAGCAGAUCUCAGAGACAGGAGCGAUGGACUUCUCCGGAAUGUCGCUCAUCAAGCUGAAAAAAGAGGAAAUGGAGGCUCAGGUGCGGGUUCUGCAGCUAGAAAGUCAACUGGAUCAGGAGCGCAUCCGCCUGGGCGAGCUGAGGAAGCGCCACUACGACUUGGGCGCCCAGCAGGAAGGCGACUUGCCGGACGGCGACGAGAGCUUCCCACCGCCGCCGCCGCCCACUCUACUGGACAGCACCUCCUUCCCUCCGCCACCUCCGCCCGAGCCCGCUGCCGUUCCCACCUUUGCGUCCACGAACCCCUUCGCACCUGCCGCGUCGCAAACCUUCUCGCUGCCGUCACAACCUUACACACCGUCUCAAUCUUACUUGCCAUCUCAGGCUUACACGCCCUCGCAACCUUACACGUCCUCUCAGCCUCACACGGCGUCCCAAGCUUACAUCCCAAACGCCGGGCAGAAUUACUUAAAAACGUCCUACUCCAGCUUGCAACCCUCAUCGCUGACACCUAGCACCUCCCAGCACUCACCGCAGUCCCAGAGCACCGACUCCAAGACCACCGACUCCAAGAGUAUGGAAUCCGGAAAACUCAACCUGAGGAGACCGAGCAUCUUCUCCAAAUCCGGAAACUUGUUUAAGAAUGCGUUCAGACGAGGGGAAACGGGAAGUGGGACAGGGGAGUCUUGAGGCCAGACUGAAGAUGGACUCACAGAUAAUGAAAAUGUAACAUUUUAAUCUCAUGUUUCUGUUUGCAAAUUGGUCUAAGAAAGUCUUUUGUCAUCUCGUGUUUGGGUGUUGAAACUGCACAAAGCUUACAAUAAAGUUUACUGUUUUAAA